GGGCGUUGUUUCCGCGGUGAACGCUGGGAUACUGGUGGUGUCGCUUGGAGGAGAUUGUAGAUGUGGUUCGAUUGUCGGUUCGGGGAAGGCCGCUGAGAGCCGAGCCCCAGCCCCGGGGAGAUGCUGUGAGGGUCUGAAAACUGGUGCCUGUGAAGGUCGGUGAGGGGUGUUCUGUGAGUGAAUCUGUGCACAAUGAUUUCUGUGCACACGUCCGAAAACUCAGUUGCACCCAGAGAAGUUAAACAGCGGAUAAAGAGGAAACUGGCAAAUUCCCUGAAAUGCUUACAAAAGCGUUACGUAAACUCAGACAAUGUGGUAACCAGUGAUGACAGUGAUGCCAAUGUGCUGUGCUGUGUAUUGGAGUCGGUAUUUGUGCACGGCUUGAAAUCAAAGCAUGUCAAAACCGAUGGAGGAAAACGGGGACGAAAUAGAGCACCUCUCCCACAGCCUGUCUUUUGGACCCUGCUCAAAACUGUCACUCACCGAAAUGUUGUAACCGAGCUGGAGCAUUUGAACUUUAUUAACACUGAUGUUGGACGGUGUCGUGCAUGGGUCAGGCUUGCACUGAAUGAUGGCCUGAUGGAGUGUUAUCUAGUAUCUUUGUUCCGUGAAAAGGACAACCUGUGUGACUUCUAUCACCCUGUGGCCUUACUGCUCGAUUCAGAGGACAGUGGAGUUUUACUGAGCUAUCUGCAAGGUCUAGCAUCUCUUUCAUUUGCACUCUCUUAUAAAUCAGCUGUACUAAAUGAAUGGACCACGACUCCCCUGGCCUUGGCAGGCUUAUGUCCAACAUCAGAGCUGCCAGAACAUUCAUUGUCUCAUUUUUCUGAAGGCAGAAGGAAAGGAUCCUGGGACUCAGCCUCUCAGUCCUCUGGGUCUGAUAUCAUUGAAGUAAUUCACUCCAGUUCCACGACUGCACAGAGCAGUCAGCCCUCAGGAAAAUUAAAACUUACAUCCUCUACUCUAAGUUUGGAAACCACUGGAUCAUCCCAACUCUCAUCCAGUUUGAGCUCUGACAGUCUACUUCAGUUAAGUGGGAUGAAAAGCCCUGAUCAAGCUACUGAAGAGUUGUGGUCAUGUGAUACAGACAAGGGUAUUGCAAGUACGGAGAGUUCCAGCAAAUCUCUACAAGAGACACCGGAUGAGCUCAAUGGAGGAGACCAAACACCAGUUUCCAUGAAGCACAAUUUUUAUAUUUCUGUGCCACAGCUGGAGUUGUCCUCAAAGCCUCCAGAAGAGGAUUCUCUAAUUAAUGCUCAGCCAGUUGAUCAGGUGAUAGACUUGCAUGCAUGCAAUGGGGAAACAAAUGCAAGGACUACAGAAAGCCAUCCACAAGUUGAAUCCUCACCACCACUCUGUACUCUUGCUUCAACCUUGUAUCGUCCAGUACCAUCCGAUGAAGAUGACACCAAGACCACUCCUCCUCUUGCUGAUGAGUUGCUAAACCCUGUUCAUGAUGAAAGAUUGUCCAAUGACAGCUCUGUAAGAACUUUGCAAUCUGUAGCCUGCCAAGAACAGGAAGCAAAGACUAGCCAAAAUUACACUGAAGCAGCAGAACAGGUUUCUCUUGUGGGAGGAAGUACUCAUGGAACAGAUAAAGUGGAUAAAUUGAGUGUGCCCAGCAAUCACUUGACUGAACCAGGAGAUAAUCAUAAAAGAAGAAGCUGGAUAUCAGAUGAUGACAUCUGCAAGCCAUCUCCUAGGGAAGAGCUUCCGAAAAGCACAAGGGAAAGUUCAGCUGAAUGUUCAGUGAGCACAAGAACAAUGAAUGAAAAUAGCACUCGGCUGACCAAGCAUGCACAGUCGGCAUCCAAUUUGUCUCGGUGUAAACGUGGCCAGGGGAACUCAUCUUUUAGAGUGACUCAUCGCCGAAAGGCAGGUAUUUCAAACCCAUUCCGGGGACUUCUGAAAUUGGGCAAUUUAGAGAGGCGAGGCCACGUUGGCAUUUGGAAGGAAUAUUACUGCGAGUUGUCACCGUUUGAGUUCCGACUAUACCAGAAUGAUGAUGACCGCAAUUGUUAUGACAACUGCUCUUUAUUAAGAUGUGAGUCAGUGGGAUCAGCCCACAGCGAUGGAAGGUUUGAGCUAGUUCUUUCUGGCAAGAGGUUGUAUCUGCGUGCACCCUCCCGAGAUGAAGCGGAGGACUGGAUUGACCGGAUUCGAGAAGCUUUAGUGAAGUGCCGGCCUCAUCAAACUCCAAAGCAGGAAGCAAUGCAUGCAGAGAGUUCAGUAAGUGAUAAACCACAUCACGUGUCUGAGCCCUGUGCCCCGCAAUCUGAACAGGCAAACCACGAGAAAGAAAAUGGCUUCCAGCAAGAUUUUAAUUGGGUUUCUCGGGCAGAACCUCAAUUAGAUGCUGUUAAGGAAACUGUAUUAUACCUAUUAACUGAUAAAACCUGGACUCCCUAUAUCUUUUCUUUGUCAUUGAAAACACUGAAAAAUUUCCAGUUCCAGGGGCAGCAAAAAAUACUAUGCAACAGCUACAGAAUUGAGACAUUUAAAGAUGUUAUACCUGAUACUGCACUUGGUAGUCCAGCUUACUUUAAAUUAAUUACAUCCAACGUCACUCUGAGGCUUCGGGCAGAAAGUGCAACAGAGGCAAAAUCAUGGCGCGAGCUUAUUCGAGCAGUUUUAUCAUCUUUCUUGGAAGCAGAAGAAGAUGCUUUGGCAGCAAAUACGGGCAUUGAGAAAAAUGAGAGAAGACUUAGGGAGCUUGGCUUGGGGGAGCACAGCAAUCUGCUGCAAUGCCUAACUGUUGUACCUGUGGAGAAAGGGCUGGAUGCACAAGAGUUUCGAUGUGCAGGAUGCCAUCAGCAAAUUGGAUUUUCUUUUGGAAAACCCAAGCUUUGUGCCUAUUCCAGCCUCUACUUCUGUGAGAUGUGUCAUCAGGACACGUUAAUAAUUAUCCCUUCCAGAAUGAUCCAUAACUGGGACCUAACACAAAAGGGGGUUUCCAAUGUGGCUGCAAAAUUCCUACAGCAGAUCCAAAAUGAACCAUUCAUUGAUGUUAAUAUGGUAAAUGGAAGUCUGUACCAGUAUAUUGAGCAGAUGUCCCAGGCCCGCAGGAGCAGAGAUCGGCUGAAGCUGUUGGAAGACUAUCUUCUUACAUGUCGGAGCGGUGCAGUCCAGGAAUUCUAUAAAAAGUUAGAGCAGAAGAAAUAUCUCCUGGAGUCACCCGAUCUGUACAGUGUUUCUGAUCUUCGAGAGACAGCACAAGGAGUGUUUGAAGCAUUCCUGCAGCAUGCCAUCCACUUUGCCACCAAUCAUGUCUAUAUGUGUGACCUUUGCACUCAGCGUGGCUUCAUCUGCCAGCUCUGUAAUAGUAAUGACAUAAUCUUUCCUUUUGAGUUUGAAUCGACUUCAAGGUGCAAAGAGUGCAGAACUGUCUUCCAUAAGGUUUGCAAGGCUGGGCUCCUUUCAUGUCCUCGCUGUGUACGCAAACAAAGGUACCUGGAGUGCAAGAUGGUACGUUAACUAUUGAGCUGCAUUGAAGAUGUGUGGGAGAAAGGAGAUCAUCUUUAUACUAUAGAGAGGUUUGCAUUUCUGCAGCUUUCAAGGACAACACAACCCCUGAUCAGAAAUGGUGCGUUAUGAACUUGUCCACAGCCACUCCUGAAGGCAGAAACUCCUCACCCACUUCCUUUCAAGAGAACUAUCUGUCACCUACAUACCUCAUACUUAGGUGUGCAGCUUUUUUUCCUCUGUGAUGAAGAUCAUGUAGAUUCAGAAUUUUAGAUGCUGGCACACUGCUAAAAUGGGAUCUGUUACUAAGGAAGCUGCCUGCAGAUGGAGUUCAACCUCACCUACUUAAUACAUUUUACUAGAAAAUGUUUGACUUGUACAGUUCCAUCUGUUUUUGUAAUACUUCAGUCAUUUUUCAAUCCAUAUGUAUAGAUUUGUUAAAGCAUGUAAACUAUAUCACCAGCUUGAGAAUAUUGAAUGUACAUUGCAUGUAAAGUAUGUGUACAUAUGGUAUUCACAGAUGAAAAUAACUAUAAAAAUUUGUUAGACCUUGCUGCUUUGAAUUGCACAUUGCAAACUAAUCCUUGUAAAGACACAUGAAAUAUUUAAACAUUCACCAAUAUGGCAGGAUGUCAACUGUAUAUUAACACUCAUGCCAAAACGGUGUGUGCACUUUUCUUGAUAUGCCUGACGCUAAUCAGAGAUUUCAUAUCUUUUUUUAAUGUUUUUUUUUGUUUUAAGAGUAACAGUAAUGCAGAAAAUAGAUCAGUUUCUAAAUCAGUUGACUUGACAAUAUUCAUUUGAGUUACUGAUCAUUAUGACCCUAAUGCACUUAUAUCAUCAGGCAGUUCAAUCAUUUUAACACCAUCUUCUAAAACAUUCUGCGUGAAUCAGUACGAAUUUAAUAUUUUCUAUCUAAACUUUCUAAGACAUUGUUUAUUUCCAACGGGAGUUUGUAUUUUCCUAUGUAACUUGGCCCAAAAUAGUUGCAAAGGUGCUAAACUUGCAGGAAAUUUUGUAAAAUCCUCAAUAAUACCAAGAGAAUUCAAAAUGAAAGUAAAUGCACCCUGUUGUGAUGCACAUUUGUGAACUAUUUUGGUUUUCUGUGCAGCUUGGUGCGAAUCAUUCCUGCUCUGUAUUCAAAUCUGUCAACCCUACAGAAGUGUUUAUAAUUCUGGCAGACAAAUCUGAACUCUGUGUAAAUAAAAAAGAAAAAAAAAUCCAGAAGCAGCAAAGAUUUGCAGAACUGCAGUGUUUAAUUGCAUAGAGAUUCAAAACUACACAAUUUUGGAUGCAUCAGAGCCAUCCUGUAUUUUAUUAUGGCUCAUGUUACAAGUUUUGUAAAGUAUCACUUGCUCCUUGUGGUCUUCCAACUGUAGCAGGACAAAACAGCCAUAUAAUCUUAAAUUUUGUACUUUUGUUUUUGUAUUAUUAGGUUUUUGGCAUUACAGGCUUUAUGCUUUUAUUGCAAUCGAAGAUCAUGAAUAGAUUUACUAAACACUCACUCUAUAGACAAUUCUAUUUUCUUAAGAACAGAAUGUUGUCAUUAAAGGUUUGAUUUUUAAACGUG
Molecule: messenger RNA, 5032 nt
Organism: Carcharodon carcharias (great white shark)
Lineage: Eukaryota; Metazoa; Chordata; Chondrichthyes; Lamniformes; Lamnidae
Gene: plekhm1
Product: pleckstrin homology domain containing, family M (with RUN domain) member 1
Exons: 12
Coding region: 193-3474 (1093 amino acids)
Source: RefSeq, a predicted model, not a curated record